Molecule: messenger RNA, 1078 nt
Organism: Amorphotheca resinae ATCC 22711
Lineage: Eukaryota; Fungi; Ascomycota; Leotiomycetes; Helotiales; Amorphothecaceae
Exons: 4
Coding region: 104-1078 (324 amino acids)
Biological process (GO): mitochondrial phosphate ion transmembrane transport
Cellular component (GO): mitochondrial inner membrane
Molecular function (GO): phosphate transmembrane transporter activity
Source: RefSeq, a predicted model, not a curated record
CAAUCCACCCUCACCGUCGUCAGGAAAUUCGCAUUUUCCUGAUCUCAAUCUCCACUCCAUCCUCCCAUCCGCACCUUUGUUUGUUCGUCCCCACACAUACAUAAUGGCCGCUACAUCUACUGGCUCGACCAAGGUCGACGCUGUUGUCCAGCAGGUUGCUGCCAACACCCCCGAGAAGCUCAGCGGCUUCGCUCUCUACUCCAGAUUCGCCUUGGCUGGUGCCAUCUGCUGUUCAGUUACCCACGGAGGUCUCACACCCGUCGAUGUCGUCAAGACCAGAAUACAACUUGACCCUGCUACCUACAACAAGGGUCUCAUUGGAGGCUUCCGACAAGUCGUUGCCAAGGAGGGUGCUGGUGCUCUGUUGACCGGUCUUGGUCCUACUGCCGCCGGAUACUUCCUCCAGGGUGCAUUCAAGUUUGGAGGAUAUGAACUCUUCAAGCAACAAUCCAUCAACCUCCUCGGAUACGAGACCGCUGCCAACAACCGCACUGCCGUCUACUUGGCCUCCUCUGCUCUUGCCGAGUUCUUCGCCGACAUUGCUCUCUGCCCUCUCGAGGCCACCCGUAUCCGUCUCGUCUCUGACCCCACAUACGCCAACGGUCUCAUUGGUGGUUUCAGCAAGAUCUUGAAGAACGACGGUUUCGGUGCCUUCUACGCCGGUUUCGGUCCUAUCCUGUUCAAGCAGGUCCCAUACACCAUGGCCAAGUUCGUUGUCUACGAGAAGGUCGUUGAGGCCAUCUACAAGAGAGUCGACAAGUCCACCACCUCCAGCGGACUCCAGACCACCAUUAACUUGGGAUCCGGUCUUAUUGCUGGUUUCGCCGCUGCUAUCGUCUCACAACCCGCUGACACCAUGCUCAGCAAGAUCAACAAGAGCAAGGGUCUUCCUGGAGAGGGAACCACCAGCCGUCUGAUCAAGAUUGCCAAGGAGCUUGGACUCAAGGGUUCUUACGCUGGUAUCGGUGCUCGUCUGUUCAUGGUUGGUACCUUGACCGCUGGUCAAUUCGCUAUCUACGGUGAUGUGAAGAAGGCUUUGGGAGCGGUAGGAGGUGUUGAGAUUGCGCCAGCUAAAUAG